UUAAUCGGAUUGAAGUUGUAAACUGGAUUACAUUAUUUUUAUUUGAAUUAAUUUAAGCUUUGCUUAAAUUUAUUGACAAAAUGCGUUGUAGUUUAUCAUUGGGAUAAGUAACAAAAUACUAAAUUGAAACUAAGGCUUUACUUAGAAACUCAUACUUUGAUAUUUAUAUAAAUUAUUUCAAACUGAGUCAACAACAACAAUACCAUGUUGAAAACACUUAAGUGAGAACGGAGUAAAAGGGGUAUUAACUAUACAAGAAUGGAACCAGAUUCAACGACUCACGAUAGCAAUAUUAGUAACUUAAGUAAAUCCGAAGAUGUUGAACCUGUACUGCCAUUUGCUACACAGCCUGGUAAUCUACAACUGUACAAGAACUUUAUAAAUAAGGAAGGAGAUCAGAGGCUGGAGUAUCAAUUAGUUGAGAGACUGCAGUCAUGUGAACUUAUACCUAAAAGUGUUAAAUGUCUAGCAGAGGGCUCCAACUGCAAUGUUAUCUGUAGGACAGCCAGAGUUGUUGACAGAGUGCAAUGGAUAUGUGAGGGUUGUGGCAAGACUCAACCAAUAAGGGCUGGAUCCUUCUUCUUUCGUCUGCAGUGUUCCAUAUUACAAAGUAUGCAGAUAAUACUGGCUUGGUGUGAGGAUGCUGAUGUUGAUGUGGUGGCUGCACACUUUGGAGUAAAACCGAAGGUAGCAACCCAAAUAUAUGAUAAACUAGACGAGAUUGCAAUAAAGGAACAAAGUAAAUGCAAGUUGGGUGGUGAGAACAGUGUAGUUCUGGUGGAAAUGUACCCGGACUGUGUGAACAGACUGUCUCCUGACACUACUGACCAGCCACAUGCUCAUAGGAUACUUAUGGUGGCUGAUACUAAUCACAUUCCCACAAGUUAUUGGCUACAUGUUAUGAAAGACGACAACAAGAAGACUGCAAAUGGUUCCCUUGACACUCAGGCAUUGGUAGCAGAAAUCGGCGAUGUGCUUAAGGAGGCGGUGGUAGAAGGCUCUGUGAUAGUGACUGGGAACAACAUACCGGCUGUACCAAACACCUCCUCCAUACAGAAACUGUUGCAGCACUGUGACAUGGAUAUGCAACGGUUUUUGACCACUCGUAUCUGGCGCCAAGCGGUGACGUUAUGCUGUGCGUCCCGUUCAAUCUGCAAUGGCGGACUGACGGCCGCCGCCUGCGCCACGCUGGUGCAGCGGUACCUCACCACCUCGCUGUACAGGCUGCGGCAUGACGACGGCUUCUACAACACAGUCCUUAAUACUAUCGUCGCUGAGUACAAUAAGUGUGAUACAUAAUAGAUAUUCAGGUUCUCCCUGUUUUUUUAGGGCGAAGGUUAUUGGUUUAAGUUUUUAAACUGACAUGGUCACUAACUUUAACUUGAAACGGGAUAUUUACCAUGUUGCAAGCGCCAUGAUCACGGAUGAACAGUUCAUCCGGGAACAUGGUAAUAAUAUUAGUGUUAUCGGUUUUUCUCCCAUUAAGCAGAAGGGUCACUCCUUAAUGUAGGAGAUUCGUAACUAUUGCAAAUCUUCUAACAUUUGUUACGUUCUGUUGACACCUUCGAAGGAAUGUUAUGUUGUAAUUCUUGUUGGUAUUUCCAGAGUAAUUAUUUUAUUAGAACGAUAUUAUUUUUGUACCUAGAAUUAGUGGUUUCUGUUUGUUUUCCAUGCUGUUGUAAGCUUGAAGUGUUAUUUUUUUAAUAAAUUACUGACUGUUUUCAGAUUAACAUUCAAUUAAUACUAAAAUAAUAUAAUAAUAAUUUUAGAACAUGGAUAUUGUCUACUGUUAAUGUAGGUAAUAGAAUUAAAAUAAUACUUAUGUUGCAAAAAGUAUGAUAUUUACGGAAUUUUCAGCACCUGUUAUAUUGCAAAUACCUCUUCAUUUUUUUUUUUGUUAAUUCAUUAUACAUUUUGACAUUCUCGAAUCAUGUUAUCAAUGUUGUGUGUUUUGUUUGAAACAUUUUUACUAAGUUACGCCAUUUUUUUUAAACUAAGGGACCGUGCUGGUUGCGCUACCAUUACUCUUUGCGCUAAACUUGCGCAAGUUGAUACUAAAAUGUGUUUGUACUCGUGUUAAGAUAUUAAUGUAGAUUUAAGUCUUUUAGUGCCUUUAAUAACAUAGUCUUCGUAAUAAGUGCCUUAUUUGUUGCAUGCAUAGACGAGAGACUUCUGUUCGAUGGACUUGACUCAACUUCAAGAAUUAUUCGAUGUGCUUUUUAAGGAAUCUAUAUUAAAAAAAGUGUGCCAAGAUGCAGUCAAGUACUCAGUGAGUCAUAUUCAAAAUCUUAAAUUGAUAUUUGUCCUACUCAGCAAAAGUCCCAAGUUUGCGUAAUGCCAGAAUAUGUUGAAUUCUUGUUUUAUGUGUUUGUUGAUAAAGUUCAUUUUAGUUUAUAAUUAUUGGAUUCUGAUAUAAAAGAGUACUUUACUAUAUUCCGAUGUAUAAUAUAGUAGUAUAUAUUGUUAUCGUUAAUGAUUCUGACAUUUCUAUUCAUUCAUUGAUACUUAUGUGUGUGCUAGUUGAUAUUAUUUUUUUCUUAUAUUUGUAUGGUUACUGUGAGUACCAAUGUACCUUUUUCCGAGUUAUAUGUACUUUCUAAGAUUGUUUUAUUCCCCAUUUAUCAGUGAUGUCUAACCACUGUCAAAGGUUUAAAGGAAAUCAUCCUGAGGAACUCUUAUACUUAUGUUUGAAAUCACCAACCCGCAUUGAGCAGGCGUGGUGAUUAAUGCGCAAACCUUUUCCGUGCGAGAAGAGGCUUUUGGUUAGCAGCAGCUACUUAUAGGCUGUCAUCUAUUUAUAUGUGGUUACAUUUGUUAGUCAUGUGUCAUCCUUUCAAAAAUAAGAGGCAUAUUACAUAACAAAAAGUGAAAUGGUUACAAAUUGGAGAAAAUAUUUUUAUUGUACCUAUACUUACUCGUAUUCUUUUACCAAAUUCUGUGCACAAUAAUGUCUUCCCAAAAUACAAUUUUUACUGAAGAAAAUAAAGAAAUAUUUUUACUUUGA
Spodoptera frugiperda (fall armyworm) is the source of this 3004-nucleotide messenger RNA. RefSeq lists its product as uncharacterized. The record is from RefSeq and is a predicted model, not a curated record. Lineage: Eukaryota; Metazoa; Arthropoda; Insecta; Lepidoptera; Noctuidae. The transcript has 7 exons. Bases 259 to 1299 code for a protein of 346 amino acids.